CUACAUAAUAUUUAUUACAUUCUUCUCCAAUAUAAUGUGUUUUUUCUUAUUAUUUUUUUCCUAAAACAGGAAAAUCUAAUGAAUACACAACUUAUGCCCGUUGCACAACCUAGUCAACAGAUUUAUCAUAAUAGACUGUGCUUGCCCUCACCGAUGGAGGGAGACCAUCAACAACAAUCUAUUUCGUGGAUGUCUACCGACAGUCAACAAAUUUUCCUACCUGAACAUCCUAACUUGAUAUUAUCCCAAAGAGAUGUUGAUCAUGUAGAUAACCACCUGACAAUUCCUCCAAGAUAUGUUCUUAAUGGUAGGCAUGCUGAUAUGGAUGAAACUUCAAGCCAACAGGAAACAUGUUUUAGUGAAUUGAACCGAGGCACGAGACUAAGUUUGCAAUUGGGCAACCAUUGCUUUCAGCUGCAACACCCAUUUGAUUCUUUUUCUGGAAACAAAAAUUUCAAGAUGGAGAUGGAUAUGAAUUCACAAGACUCGCUCAUAGACUUCCAAAAUUGUGGCCAUGAAACUCUUGGAAUUCCAUAUGAUGGGUUGCUUCAACAACUGCCAGCAAGUUCCAGCCAUGCUGCCAUGCCUCUCUGUGCUCCGCAACGUCCGACUAUAUUAGAUGGUUUUUCAACAUCAGCACACCAACAAAUGGACUAUUCAGGAGAUCAAAACUCACUAGAUGCUUAGAGACUGAAACAUCAAUUCAAGAUUCUAUGUUGAUAAUAUUAAGUGCAAAGCUUAUGGAACUGAGUUUAUGAACAGAUUUUUUUUUUCCAGUUCUUUUGCAAUUGUCUACAAGUGGGAUUCUCUUGUAUAUAUUUAAUCGAACAUUAUAUGAGUAGCUUUCAUGCAAGAUGUGAUUUUUUUAGCUUCAUGGUGGGAGUUUUUAAUUUGUAAGAAACUCUUACAGCAUCAACAAGAUUUGUAUAGCAUGUAUGUGGGAAAUGCGAAUUUGGAGAAUUGUCUAUCUAGAUAGAUAAUUCAAAGUAUAUUUAAAUUUGGUUUUCAAGGGGUUGUCAAAGUAUUUUCUAUUUUGGUCAAAUGAAUCUCAUUUGAUUUAUUACACAAAUU
Messenger RNA from Cryptomeria japonica (Japanese cedar), 1071 nucleotides. RefSeq lists its product as uncharacterized. The record is from RefSeq and is a predicted model, not a curated record. The coding region runs from base 79 to 687 and encodes 202 amino acids. Lineage: Eukaryota; Viridiplantae; Streptophyta; Pinopsida; Cupressales; Cupressaceae. The transcript is spliced from 4 exons.